This is a messenger RNA of Rotaria socialis, 669 nucleotides long. Lineage: Eukaryota; Metazoa; Rotifera; Eurotatoria; Philodinida; Philodinidae. The record is from the annotation of a GenBank genome assembly.
AUGACUGAACAAUAUAUGGAGAUGUUCGUUCAAGAACAAGUUAGAGCACUUACUAUGUUUUUUGGUUCUCGUUAUGAAGAUUUUAGUCAAUGGUUACAAGAUACGGAAGAAAUCUUUGAUCGAGUACAAUUAAAACCAUCGAAUAAAUAUUUAGCCGUACAAUCGUAUUUAAAAGGUACAGCUGACACAUGGUUUCGUUUACAUAAAUCAAAUAAACUUGAUUGGUUCACGUUUAAAAAAGAAAUUCUCGAAGUAUUUAAAGCAUCAUUUAAUCGAACGUCGUUUACAGUUGAACAACAACCAGUUGUGCAUCGUCGUAAUUAUUCGUCGUUAUCAACUGAUCUUAAAUUAUCAUCAGUUAUUGAUCGAAGUCUAUCUUCUGAAAUUAUACCAUUACCAUUACCUAUAUCGAAUGCAAAUGUUUAUCAACAACCAGAUAUCGUUGUUUUACCCGAGCAAGCAUCAGUUAUUGAUCUAAGUGCAUCAAAGUCAGAUACACAGUCGUCGUCGUCCCCUCAAAUUCGAACAUUACCGUUGUCUACACCGCCCAUGUAUCCGUUUUUCGAUUUUCGACGCGUCCCAAGCGUUUAUCACAAAUGUAAUGUCACGCGUCAGGAUGCGUCCAAAAUGCAACAUUUUCGGGGGUUUAAACGCGUUAGCAGGUUUUGA